This is a messenger RNA of Myxocyprinus asiaticus (Chinese sucker), 1113 nucleotides long. It is a transcript of the gene srp19, whose product is annotated as signal recognition particle 19. The record is from RefSeq and is a predicted model, not a curated record. The transcript is spliced from 5 exons. Gene Ontology annotation, molecular function: 7S RNA binding. The coding region runs from base 97 to 525 and encodes 142 amino acids. Gene Ontology annotation, cellular component: signal recognition particle, endoplasmic reticulum targeting. Gene Ontology annotation, biological process: SRP-dependent cotranslational protein targeting to membrane, signal sequence recognition; SRP-dependent cotranslational protein targeting to membrane. NCBI's taxonomy places the organism in Eukaryota, Metazoa, Chordata, Actinopteri, Cypriniformes, Catostomidae.
AACACGCCCACUCACAGCCGGAUGUGAUGAAAGAAACAACUCAUAAUUUCACACGUGUGAAAAAAACACGAAUGAAACUCGAAUCUAAUCUGAAAUAUGGCGCAUUUAACCACCAAUCCAGCGGCUAGAGAGAGGUUUCUGUGUAUAUAUCCAGCGUACAUCAACAGUAAAAAGACAUUAGCAGAAGGCAGGAGAAUACCUGUCGAGAAGGGUGUGGAGAAUCCGUCGUGUGCUGAGAUCCGUGAUGUGCUCACAGCUGCUGGAUUGAAUGUUGAAGUAGAGAGUGUAAAGAUGUACCCACGGGAAUGGAACAGAGAUGCUCAGUUCAGAGGACGAGUGAGAGUUCAACUGAAACUCGAAGAUGGGAGUUUGUGCCAAGACAAAUUCACAUCUAGGAAAGAUGUGAUGUUUUAUGUGGCAGAAAUGAUUCCCAAACUGAAGAGCAGAAUGCAGAAGAGCGGUGGAGCAGACACAGGAGCACAGCAGGGAGAAGGAGGAAAGAAAGGAAAGAAGAAGAAGAAGUAGAUGAUUCGAGAGCGUUGGUUUCCCAAAAGGUUCGAGACGGAGUGACUCCUCAAGACCCAGAUGACCAUGAUAUUGGUUCCCCUUCGAAUAAUGGAUGAAUAGUUUGUCUUUUUUGUUGGACUCGGGUGAAGAAUAAAAGAUGUGACGUGUCAGUAUAUUCAUAAUGAAUACUUUGAGUUGCUCAGUGGCACCUGAUGGACUUUACCAUUUCAUUUGAGUGCCAGAUGAUAUUUGCAAUAUUUUAUGACCACUGACCACUGUUUAUUUUCAGUUAAAUGUUCUUGAUGGAUUAUGUUUUAAUGAAAUGCAUUCACAGGUCGUGUGGCCGCAUCUUUCAGCACAUCUGUGAGAUGCCAGUGUUGUAAGUGUAUUGAGCUAGCAUGUAGGAUGAGUGUUUGACAGGACUGUAACAGGCUGUGAAAUGCCAGUGCUCAUGUCCUUCACAACACCUGUUCAUUACAGAAUCACACCGCAUGACUGCACGCUGCAGGAUGGGCUUUCAUUCUUAAGAACUAUUACAGUAUAUUUCCAUCUGUGUUAAUGAAGGAUUAAACAGUCCUAAAGUUAAAUAAAAGAGAAUCAAACUGA